Messenger RNA from Acaulospora morrowiae, 396 nucleotides. NCBI's taxonomy places the organism in Eukaryota, Fungi, Glomeromycota, Glomeromycetes, Diversisporales, Acaulosporaceae. The record is from the annotation of a GenBank genome assembly.
AUGUAUUUAGAUUCUACAGGUGUUUAUAACACUACUUUAGAUAUAUUUUCUGAUUUAGGUAUAACCAUUACGUCUCAUUCAAUCACACGAUAUAAGACCGAUGCAUCUAAAGAACAUUAUGGGCUUGUUGAUACUACAUUUACUCAAUAUAUAGAAAAUGCAAUAGUAUUAAAUAUCGAUGACUAUCAUAAUAUUCAUACGGAACAGGUACCAAACACCACUACGACCUCUGAUGCUGCACAUCUUGCAACAAUUUUAAUGAAUCCAAUUACUACACAAAGAGCUAUCCCACAACUAAAUAUACACAAUUUCAAAUUGGUUGAUACCGAAUCUAUUAAAAUAAAUUUAGAAAAUAGAUUUAUGGAGUUAUAUAGUCUUUCACAUAAUCAAUGCUAG